Rana temporaria (common frog) is the source of this 1565-nucleotide messenger RNA. Its product is annotated as ankyrin repeat domain-containing protein 65-like. Lineage: Eukaryota; Metazoa; Chordata; Amphibia; Anura; Ranidae. Gene Ontology annotation, molecular function: protein binding. Bases 121 to 1359 code for a protein of 412 amino acids. The transcript has 3 exons. The record is from RefSeq and is a predicted model, not a curated record.
GAAUAGGCUCAGCAGUAAUCUGACAGCUCUGGAAUGUGAGACUGUACUCUUAGACUUCAAUGCAGUGACUGUACCUUGCUUUAAGCUUCUUUCAAGCUAAGAAGCAAAAAAAUUAUAUCUAUGGCUGAGCAAAUGGAAAUUGCAUGGAAACUCCUUGAUUUACAUGACUCCAUCUCACUUUCCAAGACAGAGAGACAAGUUCGAAGGAUGGGGGGACUGAAGCAAUGGCAGCUGGAUAGAUGUCCACACUUAAAUUCAUCAAUGACUCACUCACUGGAACACAAAAAGACCCUAUUGUACGAGGCUGCCUGGAAAGGUGACAUGGAUCAAGUGAACACAUUACUCAACUUUGGGAUAUCCGUGAACUGCCAGAAUCGCAGUGGAUGGUCCCCACUACACAUAGCUUCAUGCUGUGGAAAUCUUGAUCUAGUGAACUACCUUCUACAAAAAGGUGCAUCUGUAAAUAUCAGGGAUUUGUGGAACUACACCCCACUUCAUCGUGCUGCAUGGAAUGGACAUACGCAAAUAGCAGAAUUGCUCUUACAGUGCGGGGCAUUGCCUGAUACGCAGACCUCUUCAGGAGAAACGCCAUUGCAUUUGGCUGCAGCUAAUGGACGUCUACAAUGUGUUCAAACCCUGCUAAAAUAUAAAGCUUCUCCCACCAUCAGAGACAACAAUAAGUGGACUGCACUGCAGUGGUGCUCUGUCAAUGAUCACAUAGAUGUGCUGGAUUACCUGGUAUCUCUUGGACUGUCCCUUGAAGAUGAAAGUAACAAAGGCAUGAACAUGCUCCAUCUGUCUGUAUUGGCUAGAAACAUACAAAUUACUAACUACAUACUAAAAAAAAAACAUGAUGUAAAUGUGAAAGAUGAGAAAGGGACAACAGCUCUACAUCUAGCUGCAGAAAAUGGUUACUGUGAGAUAGCAGAGUUCCUUCUGAGAAAAGGUGCCACUUUGCAGACGCUUGAUGAAAACCAUCUCACCCCAUUACAUCGGGCGGCAGGUCGAGGCCACACUGACACAGUGAAACUACUGCUGAUAGAAAGAGCUGAAGUGAACAGCGCUGAUUUGUUGAACCUAACACCUUUACACCAUGCAGCCUACCAUGGUCACAAUGUGGUAUGUGUGUAUCUUCUUCAACGUGGAGCCAACCUACAUGCCAAAGACUGGCUGGGAAAGACUGCAUUGCACCUGGCUGUAGAGAGAGGCCAUACUGGUGUGGUUAAAACGCUGAAGGAAUGGGGAGCUGAUCUCUGUGUUAAAACAAAAUGGAAUGAGUCAGCUUCAGAUAUGGCGCCACAAGGCAGCUGUAAGGAUAUUCUUAAUAUUUUAAACAUGGGAGGUAUGAAUCUAUGCUAGAGCAAUAGAACUAUAUCAUGAGACUGAAAACAUUAAUUAAACAAAAAUUCUUUAGCUAAUUGUGUGAACUUUAAGAGCAGUUAUGUUAUGUAUUCCACUAUUGCAUUGGUCACUAUUUUCUUAAGCACUUUUUCCUGCACAAUUCGCAUUAAACUAUAUCUAUUGUCAAAAAUAAAAAGUUGACAUGUUUCCACAUACAAAUGUAA